UAGACUGCAAAGACUUUACCUUUUGUUGUUUACCAAUCCAUGCGUCUGUCAGUUUCUUAAUGGACAUACUGCUUGAUUUUGUAGAUGGCGAAUGCAAAUCAAGAUAGCUCUGACCCCUGAAAAAAAGGAAGUUGCUAAAGUAGAACCUGAUGUGGGAAAGGAAAGGAAGAUGAGGAAAAUGAUAAUGCUGAAUGAAUUGGAAGAGCUGACAAGCACAGUUGACCGCAAGAAGAAACAAGCAAAGAAGAUUCUUGCAAAACGAAGGGCUAAGGAUAAGACGCGGAAGGCGACUGGUCCACAGAUGGAUGUACUGGAAGAUGGUUAUGUCGACGACCAUGACUUUUUCUCUCUUUCUGCUAUCAAGGUACUUCAUUUUUGUAUCCGAUCUCUGCAAUGAAUUUUGUUUGUUAUGAUGGCAUUCGCAGGAAGCAUUUAUUCCUUUUUGACAGGUUGAAGAGCAUACUCCUUCUGAAAAGCGUCGAUAAGCAAAAAUAACGGAUGGAGGAGAUUGUGGAGAGAAAAGAAGGAAGAAAAAGAGAGAGGCUAUGAGUGAAGAAGAGGACAUAAGAUGUUGUGAAGAGAAGAGGAGGAAGAAAAAGAGAAACUCUAAGGACUCACAUUCGACCAUGGAAGAACUGAUAAAGGAGUGUAAAGCAUUACGCUCAGAGAUCGAAUAUUUGAAGGAUGACGGAAAGAAGAAGCCACAUAGCAUUGAAGAACUGAUGAAGGAGUGUAAGAACAGAUGGAUCUUUGGAAGAGGAAGCGAAGAAGAAGCAACAGAAGAGCUAUAAUAAUGAUAAGAAAAUUAAAAUGUGGAGACAUCUAGGCUUAGAAUUUUUGUUGUCUUUUGUGUAUCCCCCUGUACUGAACUAACAUAGCUAAUUAUGCAGACCAUUUGUUGAUCAGGCAGGUUUGAGUUUACAGCGUGUUCAAUUCUGGUAAAU
This is a messenger RNA of Camelina sativa (false flax), 944 nucleotides long. The record is from RefSeq and is a predicted model, not a curated record. NCBI's taxonomy places the organism in Eukaryota, Viridiplantae, Streptophyta, Magnoliopsida, Brassicales, Brassicaceae.